Molecule: messenger RNA, 3975 nt
Organism: Sardina pilchardus (European sardine)
Lineage: Eukaryota; Metazoa; Chordata; Actinopteri; Clupeiformes; Clupeidae
Gene: dbpb
Product: D site albumin promoter binding protein b
Exons: 5
Coding region: 541-1692 (383 amino acids)
Biological process (GO): regulation of transcription by RNA polymerase II
Cellular component (GO): nucleus
Molecular function (GO): DNA-binding transcription factor activity, RNA polymerase II-specific; RNA polymerase II cis-regulatory region sequence-specific DNA binding
Source: RefSeq, a predicted model, not a curated record
CAAGCCGUGCCUCGACACUCUGAGAAAACUCAGGAGAGAGAGGAGAGGGGCUACGACAGAAAAAAAACGACAGAGGGACUGUAUGGGAAAAAAGAGAAAGCAAAUAUCAGUCAGCCAAUUGCACUGCGUCCUUGCAACCGCCUCGGUCCUACUCUUUGUUGUCAUUUGUCAUUUUUGCUGGACAUAGUUUUCUUUCCUUUACUGCUCUUCGGUUACAUGUUUUUUUUUCCCUUUGAGGGUUUAUUUUGAAUUAUUUGACUAGUUAAGUGGUGCAGUGUUAAUACAAUUCUGUACCCGGGUGCUGUCAUUCGAGUUGGGAAUGGACCGUCUUUCCCAUUUUUUUUAAUUUUCUGUUUGGAGAGAAGGAAUAUCCAAACGCGGUCGGAUAACUGUUGGGAUAUAUUUACAUCGCAUGGAACUAUCUGAAGCAUUGAUCUGUCAUAUGAAAUCUUCCUUCAUCAUCAAGUUCUGAACACGUCACUCAUCUCGACUCGGCACCCUUCAACGAUCCCAGGAGAUCAAGACUCCGGCUAGACGGUGAUGUCCAGGCCGAUCUCGCAGCUUCUUCCUCCGGACCUUCACCACGCCGGAGCCAGUCCUCAGUUUGGAAGUUGUAAUCAGUCUUCAUACCCUGUCAGCGGCAGCCACUUAAACUCUGCAAACCUGAAAUCCCUCCUGCAGCUACCAAUGAAGGGUGAUCAACGAAGCAAAGACAUUGAAAUGAAAGACAAAGAGCGCCCUAUGGACCUGGACGAGGACUCGAUGGGCCGCUGCUCCAUGCGCAGCAGCAGCAGUGGCGGGAGCAGCAACAGCGGCGGCAGCGGCGGCGAGGGCAACAACAGCAACGGCAGCUUCUCCAACUCGACCUUCCUGGGCCCGCUGAUGUGGGAGCGGACGCUGCCGGUGGACGGCGGGCUCUUCCAGCUGCAGUACAUGGACCUGGAGGAGUUCCUGACGGAGAACGGGAUGGGCAGCAUGCACUCCACGUCCAGCUGCUCCAGCGCGGCGCAGGUGCCCUCGCACAGCUCGCAGUCGGCCGUCCCCAACCAGAGCUCGCAGUGCCCCACCACCUCGCCGCUGCCCUGCUCCUCCUCCUCCUCGUCCUCCUCCACCGUCUCCUCGGCCUCCUCGUCGCCCACGCUGCUGGGGCUCGACAUGCAGACGCCGCCCAACUUACUGGGAGCCCCAGACUGUUUGCAUGGAACUCACACGACAUCUCUGGACCACAAUCAGUCCCCGUCUCCCUCCUCCUGCGGUCCAAUGCCCACUCCACCAGCAAGCAACUGCUCCGACCUCAUGGGGAGCUUUGACACAGAGCCUGGCGACCUGGAACUGUCCACGGUCCCCGGCCAGGACGCCUUCGACCCCAGGGGGCACCGCUUCAGCGACGAGGAGCUCAAGCCUCAGCCCAUGAUAAAGAAGGCCCGCAAGAUGAUGGUGCCAGAGGACCUGAAGGUUAGCACAGCAGCACAGAAGGAUGAUAAGUAUUGGUCCCGCCGCCAUAAGAACAACGAGGCGGCCAAGCGCUCUCGUGAUGCACGGCGGUUGAAGGAGAACCAGAUCUCGGUGCGCGCCUCUUUCUUGGAGCGCGAGAACGCUGCGUUGCGGCAGGAGGUGGCCGACAUGCGCAAGGAGCUGGGCCGCUGCCGCAACCUCCUCAACAAGUACGAGAGCCGCCACGGGGAUCAGUGAGGACUUGGAGGAGGAGGAGGAAGAAGAAGAGCAGCGAUGAAGCUGUUUAACGAAUGAAUGUUCCAGACGACGAGAGACAGAAAAGAAACUAGUUGAACUGUGCGAUGGACAGAAGGAGACGGAGACCUGACGGAAUGGAGAGAGAAUGCAGAAGAUGUUCAGGGCGGGAGGGAGGAGAGGAGAAAGAAGCUAGUUUUAUACUGGGAGAGAGAGAAUAGAUCUAAAGAGAGAUAUAUAGAGAAAUUAAACAGCAGGUGUAUCUGUUUUUUUCUGCAGUGUGAUUUUAGACCGUUGAGAAAUGAAUUUUGGUAUUGGAGAGAUCUGUAUAUUUUUAUAUGAUAGAUAUAAACGAUAGGGGAUGAAGCUAAUUUUGGAAAUAAUUUUUGUAUAUUUGUAUAUUUUUGUAUAUUUUUAUAUUUGUUAGAUGGAGAAAGAUAUGGAUUUUUAAAGAUCUGUGUAUAAUAGAAUAAUGGUAUAUUAGCAACGGUCAGCACUUAAGAGGGAACACACACAGUCGUGUGACCUCACAGGAGAGGCGGAGUCUGCAUUGGAACAGGAGGAACAUCAUGGCGUCAGAUGGGAUAAGACUGUAAAAUAUUACAAAUACACAUUACUUUAAAAUUGUAUAGUUCCAUUCAUUUACUCAGAAUCCAUAAGGUCUUUGUUGUAUAUCUUUGGAUGACGUUUUCAUUUGGCUCAGUAAUAAGAAGGAAAAGGUAAAGAGAACUACAAAGAGAAAGAGAGAGAGAGAAAGAGAAAGAGAGAGGAGAAGAAACAGACACAGCUGAAGUGACAUACCACAGGUGUUUUAAUCCUGUGGUGAAGAUCGCUCACUUGUCUAUGGAAGACUGUUGUCUUUUCUGGGUAAUUUAGUGGCUCCCAGCAGAACAGAUGAAUUUUUCUACAUAUAAUGAAUGGGCAUAUUGAUGUUAUUUAAGUCUCUUGUCGUUUCCGUUUCUCAUUCUGUCUCCUUCAGCCUCUAUCUCUUGCUCUCUCUGGAGCGUAAUUCCAAUGCAAGGUUUCUGGAGUAGUCCGGUCUCUAUAGUCAGUACUGUAUCCUCUUAUUUUGUGUUGAUGGGAUUGAGAGGAGCAUUGUGUUCCUCUUAGCAUUAAGUCCAUCCUUAACUAGAUCACAUACACAGUCUCUCUCACACACACACACACACACACACACACACACAAACCUGCUAGAUAUUCUCAUGACCCUUGAGCAACAUUCACCAGAAUUGUACAUUCAUUAGUUUUAUUUGAAUUAGUUUGAAAGGAAUGAUGGCUAUACUUAAUACAUUGCUCUCUCUAUACCAAAAUUAGUUGUCUCUGUGUGUUUCUAAUAUGCAGAUAUAUUUUGUGAAUUGGGACUUUGUUAUCACAACUGUGAGUCUUUAAUUACGCCUAUUUUAUUUAAAAAUGAAAUCCAGAGUCUAUUCUUCAGGGCAGCAUCUUUAUUAUACACAAAAAUGAACUUCAGGUGGACAUGUUAUGAUAAUAAAGCAAACUAUCAUCCCCUUUGCUUGCAAAUAUGGUGUAAAAAAGAAUUCUCAAUGUGAUGGGUGGAAUCUUCCAUUUCAGUCUGUAUGUGUUCAUCUCCUCAAUGACCAGUUUUAAAAGUAAUUACUGUUACUAUUAAUUAUUAUUGUUAAGAUUAUAAUCUGUUAUUGUUAUCACUUAAAAAUGAUUGUUUUGCUCACUAUUUCUUUCUUUGAUGCUUUUUCCUGAAAAAAAGAGAGAUUGCAGUUCCCCUACUGUCUCAGAGUUGUUAUGUCAUAUCCUGUUUGUAACAGCUGCCCUUCACAUACUUAUGCCAGUUCUGUGGAGAUCCUCCGACAGUCUUCAGAUACCCUUGUGGAUUUGUCACCUCCGUGAAAUGUGUUUGAGAAUCACAGACUCUCAGCCUGCCCCGGCACACUGCCGGGGCCAACCCUGGACUUCACCCUCUCCCCUGGGUGUGUGGACAUGACUAGAUGUUUGCCUGGACAUUGAGAACAACCUCUCAUUUGACUGAUAGUUUGCAUCUAUUCAAGCGCACCACAGAUUUUUUCUUUUUCAUUUUGUUGUUUGCAACCUAUGUUCCAAUCAGUGGCGGUAUGCUAUCCCAACUGGAUUGUGGGUAAUGUUGUCCCUGUUUUUCCCCUCCGAAUGUGGAUGAUUAUGUACAUCUCUUAUUGUGUCUCUUAUCUGAACUGCAACUACUGAACUGCAUCAGUGGCGACCACUGUUCCUAGCCAAGGAGUGUUGUAGUCAGAAAUUCAGAGAACACAAAAUAAAAGAAAUGUUCUUACUCAA